AGCAGUGAAAUUUUAGAUUUAUGUUAAAAUUUGUCAUGUGAUGCUUUAUAAAUAUAUUCUCAUUGCCAUUACACACCUUGACAAAAAAUAUGAUUACUAAUUAAUGUGAUUUAAUAUAAUAUUAUGAAGCAUUUAUAGCUCAAAACACCAUUUUUGUUAAUGUCCCACACCUGUGGUCUCAAUGUUGAGAUACAUAAAAUAAGCUAAUUUAAUUACAAUUUGACAUUAUUUCAAAUGGAAUUGUUGAAUAUACAGAUUAAUUUAAAUCAUCUUAAAAUUCUUUGUAUUAUUUACUGAUCACUUUUAUGAUUUUUUUAACUAAAUGUGCCUGUCCCACACUUUUGAGUCCUUACCGCGACAAUGAAGAAAAGCUUUUAUUAUGAAAUUUUAUCAAACACAAACAAGUCUAGUUUCUAUGGAAACAGAAAUUAUCACAUGAUCACAUUGCUGACAGACUGGGCCACCACACUACUUCACUCAGAAGAUGCCAAAAAAUUAAGUGCGCAUGCGGGGUGUGAGUAAUUACAGAUGGGAUGGUGCGAGGAGCUUUCAGCGGGACUGCCACACACUGCCUGCGGGACAGACCGCGAGGAGGACACCGGCUAGUGUCAAAGAGCCAGUCGCUGUCAUCUAAACCGGCCUGACCGACCCACAUCCAUAUAGAGCGAUGGCAGAUGAGGAACUGGUGAAGAAGAUGAUACGGGCGGUGCUCCAGUCCAGUAAGAGUGGUGUGUCACUGUCCGACCUGCAGGUAGAAUAUAAAGACCUGACGGGUGAGCUCAUACCGCAUAAACAGAUGGGCUAUGCCACACUGGAUGCCCUCCUGCACAGCAUGCCUUCGGUCGUGAAACUGGAUAAAGGGCAGUCUGGAGAGGUGGUGUGCCAUGCUACCACAGGGAACGAGAUGGCCCACAUUGCUAAGCUUGCGGCCCGUCAGCGCACGGCAAAGAAGACCGGCCGUCCUCAGAUGGUGAACUGUCAAAUGAGAGUCAAACCUGCAGCUCCUCUUUUGCUGAACGCAAAGCCUAGGACAUCUCUGAGACAGCCCGAUCACCGUGGACGUCUGGGACGAGGUGGAGGUCGUGGAGGGGGUCAUGGAGACUCUCGCACAGGAAGCAUGAGGGACUCCCAGCCUGAUGGGAAAGGCGGCAGACCCCACAACACACCCCCAAAUACACCCACAAGAAAACCCUCCCUUCCUUCAGAAAGAUCAGAGAAAAGGAUGACCCUUCCCUCCAGAUUCCAGAAAGAAGUCCAUACCCAUCUCUCCCGAAAUACCCCCUAUAACCUGAAUGAAAACACAACUCCAGCGAAACCCAGACUGCCUCAUUCUGCGCCUUACAGUCCCAAGCUGGUGCAGUCCCGUCUUCAAGAGGUUCUUAACAAGCACAGCAAUGGCCUCUGGGUAUCCAAGCUGCCUCAGCUGUACCGAGAGCAUUAUAAACAAGAGCUACCCAGUGAAGCCCUUAAAGAUCUGGAACACUGGACUCACAUUUGUACUGUUGAGAAACCAUGCAGCAGCAAACCUCAAGAGUUGCUUCUGUACCCUGCUAAAGAAUCUAGCCAGACUAGUGCUCCUACACCCACCACACAUGACAAAUCCCCAUCUCAUCACAAAAAACCUCAGAUUCAAAGAUCAUCUUCCACCUCCAAAUUAAGCUCUCCAGCGUCCCCCAAGGCUCUAUCCCCGGACCUCAAGCAGAAGCUUGGAGAGCUGCUCUUGAAAUACAGCAGCGGUCUGUGGGCCCAUGCUCUACCUAAACUCUAUCAGGACACAUAUAAAUGUAAGCUACCAGAGUUUGUGUUGGACCAGCUCAACCUGCUUUCAGAUAUAUGCACAAUAGACUACCCCAUGCCAGACAACCCCAAAAGGGCAAUUCUAUAUGCAAAAGUAGUGGAGGAUGAGAACCGUAACCAGUCGGGAUUGGCUGGCUCAAAGACGAAAGAGACAGCAGAGCUUCGUUUGAGCCAGACUGUUCCUCCUCUUGUCAUCCCUAAAGAGGAGUACCCUUCUGUCCUGGUGGUUGAAGCAAGUGACACAAACAACGUCAUUCUAAGGUACAUAGGUGAAGGUUACUCCAAGGAGCAGGAGAAGUUAGAAGAUGAAAUGAGAGAGUUCUAUGGGCAGGACAACACCAAGAUGGCUCUGACCUCACCAUCACCAGGUCAGCUGACUGCUGUACGUGCUGAGGAAGAGGAGGAGAUCCUCCGGGCACAAGUGUGUGAGGUUAUGGCCGACAAGGUCAAGGUGUACUACGUGGAUCAUGGCUUUUCCGAAGUCAUCAGCAAGAGCAAAGUACUUGAGUUACAUGAAAAGUUUUAUAGAUUGCCUUUUCAAGCCACCAAAUGUAGACUGGCAGGCCUGGAGUCAUUCAGUCAUGAGCAGGCAGUACUGAAGAGGUUUGAGUCCAUGGCCACUGGCAAGAUUCUGUUGGCUGAGAUCUUAGAGCGCGAGGAAGUGCCUCUGGUGGUGCUGUAUGACACAUCACAAGAUGAUGAUAUCAACAUCAAUGCUGCCUGUAUGAAAGCUCUGCAAGACAGAUCCUUAGAGAGUCCCUUAAAGGUGAACAGUGCCUAUAUGAAUGUGAGUGUGACCAGCGUUUGUUCAGAUGGGACGAUCUACUGUCAGGUGCCCUCCAGAGGCCUGACUAAACUCAACGAAAUUCUGGAGAAGACUGAAAACUACUUCCAUUCCCAGGUCACAUCAGAGUCACUGGUUUCACGGCCUUUCUGUGGCAAAAUCUGUUUGGCUCGAUAUAAAGGAAAAUGGUCCCGAGUUGAGAUAACAAACCUGCAUGGCAGCCGGGUGCUGGACAUCUUGUUUGUGGAUAUAGGCGUCCAAGCGUCGGUCGAGGUCAUUGAGUUGAGAGAGAUCCCACCUCCUUUGCUGCGGGACCUCAUAUCCACCCCGACCCAGGCACUGAAGUGUUGUUUGGCAGAUCUGCCUGUGAGCGGAGGCGCAUGGACUCCUGAUGCUGUACAGUGGCUGAGAGACACGGUUCUACACUGCAGUGACUGCAGCUUGAAGAUCGCUAAAGUGGAUGAGAACAAACGCCUUGCUCAUGUUUAUCUUUUCACCAGCAAGAACUUCCAUGACACAAGCAGCAGUUUAAACCAACAGCUGGCUGACUCUGAUCUGUGGAACCACCAGAAGGAUGUUUUCUUAAGCAGCAGAGGGCCUUUAAAAGCCCUGAAUGCCCCGACAAUUCAUGCCACCAUCCAGACCUCCAACGUCAGCACUGAUAGAGGGGAUAAAGCACCACACACACCCAAAAAGUUAUCUCCGCUGGGGAGCCAGGGCACACCUCCAGGCUCUCCGCCUGAACAGCUGGCUCUUCCACCAUUGCUGGAGUUGCCUGAGAUUGGGCAGAAUAUGGACGUGUUUAUUUCAGUGGCGUGCCAUCCUGGCCACUUUGUGCUACAGCCAUGGCAGGAUAUGUACAAACUGGUGGUUUUGAUGGGGGAGAUGAUUCUGCAUUAUAAUAAGAUGGAGGAGAAACCGCUCAAAGUAGAGAAGAACCAGGUUUGCGCUGCCAAGGUGGAAAACAACUGGUACCGUGUACUGGUGAAAGGAGUUCUGACCAAUGGUCUGGUCUCAGUGUUUCAGCUGGACUAUGGCAAACAUGAGCUGGUGAGCAGCACCCAGCUCCGGCCCCUCACCCAGGAGUUCUGCCAGCUCCCCUUCCAGGCCAUCACUGCUCAGCUGGCUGGUGUGAAACCCAGGCAGUGGUCUGAGGAGGCCUCCAUUGUGUUCAGGAACCACGUUGAGAAGAAGCCCCUGGUAGCCCAGCUGGAAUCAGUGCAGGAGGCAUCACAUCCCUGGGACCGUAAGGUGGUGAUCUAUUUGGUGGACACUUCACAAGAGGAACGGGACAUUUGGCUGCAUGACAUUAUGGCUGAAUUCACUGAUGAGAUGACCAAUGCAGCAUAGAAACCCUGGUUAAACAUUAGUGUUCUUAAAAGGUUCUCGUAAGGUUGUUCAUUAGUAUGCUAUAGAUUAAAGGUUUAUUUUUCCAAAUGUGACUUGGAUGCAGAUCCGCCUAAGCAAAUGUGAAUCAUAGAGUUUAAAGGUUAAACUUUUAGACAGAAGUAUUGCAAUUUACAGCAACUUAUAUGAUAAACUAGCAGGCACCUUUUCAAGGGUUUCGUGCUCUUCGCUAGCGGCGUUAACUCUGGCAUCUGUGCUUGGUGAGAGAGUAGGUAAUGCACUCCGUAGUACUUUAAAACAAAAUAGCUGUGGAGAUCCAUCGUCAGUGAAUUCAAGCUUUCAUCUGCUAUGGGACCUAAAGUUGAAUCAUGAUCACUACAGCUGUACCAAACCUUGAUGCUAUCAAUCAUUUCCCAUAAUGUAUUUGAAAACUGUGUGAAUACAUUAUGUAAGUUUGACUGUCCAGAUGAUGUGCUAUGUGGUGGCAUGCUUUAUGCUUUAAGUAUAGCAUGUUACAAAGCUGCCAGAUUACUACUUUAUAUGGUCCAAAAGAGACUAACAACGCACAGUGCUUUAACUUGCACAAAGCUGAUAGUGUCAUUACAAAAAUUGUUUACAUGAAGAUUUUUGGAGUCUAUAAUAGAGUAAAAGGCAAGAGGAACAACACAAGCUGUCCACGCUCUAGAUGUAUGUUUUUGAGCUCUGGUUUUAGCAUUAUUUAUUUAGCUUUUAUUUUAUUUGUGUCUUACUAAUAGUAUAGUGAAGGCAUGGAAUGUUUGGGGUUUGCUACAAUGUGACCAUCCAGUGUAUUUAAGGUAUUUUAAUAGUAAUGCCAUAGCACAUGAGUUUUAUUACCCGAAUAUGACCGUUAGACUUGAUCACUAAACCAUUGUUGGCAUGUAGGAUUUCAUCUGUGUUUUAACUACAGAUGCUUAAUAUUUUAGAGAUAAAAGUGGAAAAAUCAUUGGUAGUAGCCUUAUAUUUAAAUUUAAUAGAUUUUCUCUACCUUAAAAGUCAACAUGAAAUUAAAAUUGAAACAAUUUUCUUUAUUAAUAUACUUUUCUGGUCUUAUUGUGAAUGAAAAAAAAAAUGUUUUGCUAUCUUUCAUCAAAAUUAAAAAGCUGAUGCUAGGUGUGGGCGAUAUGGCAAAAAAAAAAAAUCAUAUCACAAUUUUUUUUUCUGGAAGGAUCACGAUUCUUUUUCAUGUUGGUUUUUAAGACUAUUUUGCAAGUCACAAAAAUUUAGCCUUACAAGGUAACAAAAGAAAAAAGAAUCACAGACCAUUUAGGCCAAAGUAGGGGUGGGUGAUACGACCAAAAUCUUAUUUCACUUGAUUUUAUUUCAUUAUUUUAUCUUUGUUAUUAAAAAUAAGAACAAAUAUGCAAAUGACAAAUAGGACAAAUACAAUAUAAGAUAAAAAUGAAAUAAACAGUACUUUAAUUUUUCAGCUACUGUAGGUGUAUCUAACAGUAGCAUUCAAGAAAUUGAAUAAACAAAUGAAAAAAUAAAACACUACAUUGACUUCACUGUAUGAAUUAAAAAUACACUGAUUCCUAUUAAAGCUACUGAAGUUAUUCAA
Messenger RNA from Megalobrama amblycephala (Wuchang bream), 5507 nucleotides. RefSeq names its product tudor domain containing 7 b (gene tdrd7b). The transcript has 18 exons. Lineage: Eukaryota; Metazoa; Chordata; Actinopteri; Cypriniformes; Xenocyprididae. The record is from RefSeq and is a predicted model, not a curated record. Bases 668 to 3931 code for a protein of 1087 amino acids. Gene Ontology annotation, biological process: lens morphogenesis in camera-type eye; spermatogenesis; lens fiber cell differentiation.